This is a messenger RNA of Zasmidium cellare ATCC 36951, 4020 nucleotides long. RefSeq lists its product as uncharacterized. NCBI's taxonomy places the organism in Eukaryota, Fungi, Ascomycota, Dothideomycetes, Mycosphaerellales, Mycosphaerellaceae. The record is from RefSeq and is a predicted model, not a curated record. The transcript has 2 exons. Gene Ontology annotation, molecular function: NAD+ poly-ADP-ribosyltransferase activity. Bases 1 to 4020 code for a protein of 1339 amino acids.
AUGCAAGCUCCUCCAGAGGGCAUCCCAUAUUCCCGCAGCGCUGCAUCCCUACCUUCUCAUCCGAAACAAGCACCUCGGAAACACCUCUUUCACCGACUAUCUUCCUUGUCGCUUUUCGACAAGAAGCCAACCGCGAAAACAUGGCACAAGCAGAUCGAUAACACGGCGAAUGGCCUCAGACCCGUCUCCGCUCACGAUGAUGCCUUCUUCCUCUUUCCAUGGGCGCAGCUUCGAUUACAUACAGAUGAGUUCCUUCGCAAGCAGAAGACACCUGCUGCAGAAUAUGAUGUGGUUCUCACUGGAUUGAUUACGACACAUGCCGACAAGGUCGUUGCUCUGGCUGCAUGUGCGCAUGCGCUUUCGGAGCCAGCGGUCGCGGAAGUGCUGACUGCUUUCUCGCAGCGGGAGGGAUAUUUAGAGGACUAUCUGCAGGCUUUCGUCGCUGCAGGCCACGGAAAGAGUCAUGCUGCCGGUGAUGCGGCUUGGGCGACAACGCUUGUGGCGGUUCACGGUGCAACGGCAUCGCCCAAUCCUUCUCCUGCAGUGUUGCAUGCUGUCUUUCUCCAGUCUGUCAAUAAGCCACUACCUAUUGACCCGAUACUUCGAUGUAAAGUACCAGACGUUGUAAGACCGCUGCUGUCGAAGUUCAACGUUGCCCUUGGUAACUGGCAGAAGUCUCAGGAUUGGACGUCGGCCCUGCCUCUACAAAGCGUACUUUCCAAGAUCGAUGAGGGGAUGAAUGGAAGGUUGCCUCUCCUGGAAGAGCUGUUGCAAGCUGAUGUACCUAAGUGGAGACACUGGGCCGCAUGGCGACCGAACACAGAUCGUCUGAAAGCAUGGCAGCCGAUGUCGAAAGACUGGUUGCGCCCUCUCUGGUUUCUCCUAGGACCGAACUUUGACUUUGUGGACGGCGUUCACGUGUCUACUUUAUCUCGCAUCAUACUUGACGGCAGAUUCAUCGCUUGGCUGGAAGAGAGCGGGAUCACGAUUGGACCCGGACUAUUAGUUGACGACACUCAAGAUGCCCUGACAACUUUCACGCUCCGCUUGUUCGAAGUCAUUGACACUGUGUGUGCUAAAGGUGGACUUUCCGCAACGUUUUUCUGGCAUUUAUGGCUCGACGACCAGCUUGGGCUGGAUGGGCAUACGCUGAAGCUUUGGGAACUUGCGCGGGUGUCAUUGUUCAAAAGAGCUCCACUGUUCUUGCAAGGAGUCCUACAAGGCGGACCAGGCGGUGAUGAUGCUACUUCGACUUUAUCUGUUGGACUCUGUGCGCUUGACAAUGCCGCGUAUAAGAACCUCCGGACAUAUCUGAAUACCGACAUUUGGCAUUUUACCAUUGAAGCCGGCAAUAGUCUGAAAUCCACCUUUCUGACGGACUUGCAGGCUGAUAAUGACUGGUUUCUUUCAGCCACUGCUAUCGUGGGAUUUUGCUCGACGAUUUCCAAGUUUCCCUGGCUGGGCGACUCGCAGGACCGAAGCCUUACUUUGUCGCCAGGGACGCCAGUGACGAUGGUGAGCCUGGCCGCGCUUCAGGAGCUUCAUCAAACCCUGCAAUGGCCAGAUGACUUCCUCGAACCAACUGCUCAAGCAUACAUCUCCAACGUCGUCCUUGGUCAGAACCACUGCGGUCAAGACGAUGGACUAUCCGUCAUAAAAGAGCUUCACGUCAUCUGGCAGCACCCAAAGAACCGGCCACAUCGAUCCGCGGCUCUUGCCUUGGCACACCUACGUGAUGUCUCUGCUUCGUACCGGGCACAGUGCUUGCAAGAAAUUUACGUUUUCAAUGAUAGUCAGGUCAAGAAACUGGAAGAUGCGAUGAUCGGAAUCAAAUACAAAGCAGCAGACAUGUGCCAUUGCAUCGUGCGCCUUGCCGCGAAAGCUGUUAGAAAGAAUCCUGCUGCCAAGAUAGCGUGGGCAGCUGUCACACGAUAUGUUCUCGAGACUUACAAUAUCUCCCCGAGAUACGCGGUUGCCGAUCGAUUGCUGACGAGGUGCAGCUUUAAAAAAUACCAGAACUGGGUCAAGAACCUCUUCUGCAUCUUUGGAGAUUUGGUAGAGGAUAUCGCAGAGUCUAUGGAAUGGCUCGAAACUUUGAGUCGACUCAGAGACGUCCUAGUGACGCUGCAAAGGAUUCCAGAGUCUCAGCGAGCAUUGCAUGUCAUUUUCACCUCGUAUGGAUCCCUUUUCUCGCUGCACGUGGUUGACAUGCUGGUUUGCAUACAACAACAGACCAACCAAGACCGAUCGGAGCUCAUGUGCCAUCUAGUGUUGUCGUUGACAGAGAAGAGUCUUGCGAAACAGGUCUCAGAGACGGUCUGCUUGCUUUCAUCGAUCUCUCAAGCUGGAUUUGAUCAGUGCAAGGAGCUUGUGGUUCUGUCUGAUCGCGAAUCGCUCUAUGUUGCAGCUGUCCAGAUGGAGGUGUGGCUGCAAGACGAGUCGAUGUCCCCAAAUAUUAAGAAGGCGUUGAGGUGUCUGGGCGAGGCUUUACAUUUGCCAGCUUCACCCCAAGCGGUCACCGCCAAGGACUACUUUCUCAAACGAGUCGAAACAAUGAUCAAGUCUGCCCAUGAGUUGGAAUCGAUGCGGAUCUAUCUAAAAGGCACUGACCGUGUCGGCGUUGCCACAGUUCUCACGAAUCUGGGCCUAGAAGACUCGACGUCACUCCUAGAGGAAGAAAUCAUGGACCUUCCCAACGAGUUCUUCAACUUCGUAGAACAGAUGGACGACCAGGUUGUCGAGCUACAGUUUCCGCUCACCGGCGUGAAAGAGUUGCAACGCAACGCAAUGGGACUGAAACCCAACGAGAGCCUAGUCGUUUGGUUGACCACCGACGUCGAUGGUACUAGAGAGUCGUUCUGCGUGCAUGCCAUUGACACUGAUACAGAAUGGUCAAAAUUACAGCAUGAUCCAAUCAAAGUCUUACAAUCGAAGCCACCAAGCCGUCAGUCCUGCAAACACAGUCGGCCUACCCGAGUUGCGUGCAUGAUCAUGCGAUGCGGCUGGCAGAAGCUGCGAGCGACACACAGGGCUACUCUGGCGGAAAUAUACCAGGAUAUCGAAUCGGCUAUCAAAACGUAUGGUGAUAAAUGCUUGGUCUGCAAUGGAAGCAUUGGGGCUCAUCUGUAUCGGCCCACAGUCUGCAGCAAGGCCGCUUGUCGAAGCAUAUAUCUGUUUUCAGAUCUCGACGUUCGACUUGCAGAUCUACAUCUGAACCAGAAGGCCGUUGGUCUCUUGCUCGCAGCGGUGCAAUCGGCGGCGUUGGCAAUGUCGAGUCGAGCUGAUGAUACGAGCAUUGAUUUGCUGCCUGAUCGACCCAUUCGACUGGCCGACAACAAGAAACUUAUCACGAUGCUGGAUUCCAUCCCGGCAAUCACAAAGAUGGUCGGUGGUCUGAGCGAUUUCAAUUCCAUCCGAACCCGGCAUUCAAUCCGUCACGAACUCCUCUUCUCGUGGACACUCAACACCUAUCAAGGCUUCAUCGUCGAAGCCACUGGUUCACUCCGGAUUCCCAACAUGCCCAAUGUUCUGCAGUUUGUCCUCGCCGACAGUCCUCCCGGAAUCAUGGCUGCCUUCGCCAAGCAUGAUCAUACCCAGCCACGCCAAGUCUUGUUUCACGGUACAUCCAUGGAUCGACUCUUUGCCAUCCUCUGCCAAGGGCUGAAGGUCCUGGGCCAGACAUCCCUUCAAGUCCACGGGGCAGUCUACGGCACGGGCAUAUACCUCGCUGAGGAGCCGUCCCUCGCUGUAUCGUAUAGUCGAGCGACGCAAAGACGAUCCUCAUCCUUUUCUACGCAGCAUGCUGAGUUUGUGAACAAGCGAAUCUUGUUGGGCAUUGAGUAUGCAGGCGAGGACGGUAAGCAGGGCAAUGGCAUAUAUGUAGCAGCUGAUCCUACAAAGCUGCUUUUGCGGUAUAUCUUUCUGCUGCCGCAGACUUUCAAAGCUCCACUGGCGAACCAUGUGGUGCCGGCUUUGCAAAGCAACUUUCAUACAUUGAAGAUGGGCGCAAGACCAGGAUGA